GUGAGUAUGUAUGAAUUGAAAAUAUUAGCAAAGGGAGGCGUGUCUUCUCAUUAAUGUUUUGAGUAACAGUUUUGCCACAUGCACAUGACAUGAUUGUGUAGGUGUAUUUCAAGUUGGUGGUCAGGAGGAAACGGAGGAAUAGUUUUAGCUGAUGCAAUAGUAAAUAAUUUGACGUGUGCGAAGAAAAGUUGCUGAUUGCUGUUUUUCUCGCAGCCACGCACGCUUAAUGAUAUUUAAGCCUGCUUUCCGCAGUAGAAUCUUAGAAUCCUUUGCAACAGUUCCUGGUGUCAACCGACUGAACAAGAUCUCAUUGAUCCUUAGUUUUAAAAAAUCGACGAUGGCAAAACGAACCCAACCAGCAUGGUCUCCACCUCAAGGAGCUUCUGAGCCUCAACUCAAACUUUUCAACAGCCUUACAAGACAAAAAGAACUGUUUGUGCCUCAGAAUGGGAGGAAAGUUCUCUGGUACAGCUGCGGGCCAACAGUUUAUGAUGCUUCCCACAUGGGACACGCCAGGUCGUACAUUUCAUUUGACAUCAUGCGGAGAGUCCUCACAGACUAUUUCAAUUACGAUGUCAUGUAUGUGAUGAACAUCACUGACAUUGAUGACAAGAUCAUCAAGCGUGCUCGUCAGAACUAUCUGUAUGACCAGUACGUCAACAAGGGCCACAGCCUGAACAAAAUCCUUGAAGAUGCUGAUAGUGUUGUUGAUGCUUUGCUCGAUAACAUUAAUGGAACUGAUGACCAGGACAAGAAGACUAUGUUGAAAGGCAUGAUGGUCAAAAUUUCUGAAGUCCUCAAGGAAUUGAAGGCAGCGUUCCUCAGUAACAAUGAGACUGUUAUCAAUGAGAAGCAAGCAGCUUUUUUAGCUGAGGCCAAAGAUGCAAUAUCUAAUUGGCUUGACAAGAAAUUUGGCGCAACAGUGAAGGACAAUUCCAUAUUUUCGGAACUGCCUCGUUAUUGGGAGGCAGAGUAUCAUAGGGACAUGGAUGCCCUGAAUGUCCAACCCCCCCAUGUUCUAACUCGUGUCAGCGAAUAUGUUCCUGAAAUCAUCGAGUACACCAAGAAAGUCAUGGAAAAUGGAUUUGCAUAUGAGUCCAACGGCUCGGUGUAUUUUGACGUUCAGGCUUUCGACAGACAGAAAGGCCAUCACUAUGCCAAACUUGUGCCAGAAGCUUUUGGAGAUGAAAAAAGUUUGCAGGAGGGAGAGGGUGACCUGAGCAUUUCGAAAGACAAGUUGCAAGAGAAAAGAGCACCUGUUGACUUCGCACUGUGGAAAAGCUCUAAGCCUGGGGAGCCUUCCUGGGAGUCGCCAUGGGGACUUGGCAGGCCUGGUUGGCACAUUGAGUGCUCAGUAAUGGCCUCUGCAAUUUGCGGCGAGUCUCUAGACAUCCACACUGGAGGAGUAGACCUCAAGUUUCCUCAUCAUGACAAUGAGUUGGCGCAGGCUGAGGCCUACUUUAACAAUGACAACUGGGUUCGUUACUUCUUACACUCAGGACAUUUGACCAUUGCUGGUUGCAAAAUGUCCAAAAGUUUAAAGAACUUUAUCACCAUACGUGAAGCCUUGAGUCGCAACACGGCCCGACAGCUACGACUUGCAUUCUUGCUGCACUCAUGGAAAGACACUCUGGACUACAGUGCCAGCACCAUGGAGCAAGCAACCCAGUUUGAGAAAUAUCUUGGGGAGUUCUUCUUGAACGUCAAAGACAUGACUCGCUCAUCAGGAGGAACUACCUUGGACACUUUUGAUAAGUGGGGUGCUGCUGAGCUUGAGUUGAACAAUCGUUUUGGAGUGGCUAAAUCGACAAUUCAUAAUGCUCUUUGUGACAACAUUGACACAAGAAGUGUCAUAGAAGAAAUCCGAGAAAUGGUCAAUGUGAGCAACAACUACAUCAGGUCCAAGAAGGCCAGCCAGGAUCAGCCAAAUAGACUUCUGCUAAAAAAUGUUGCCGAGUAUAUCACUCGCAUCAUGAAGGUCUUUGGCGUGAUAUCUGGUGACAACUUGAUUGGAUUCCCCAUUUCUGGAAGUGGUGCUUCAAACACUGAAGAAUUGGUGAUGCCAUAUCUCCAAAUUCUUGCCGAGUUCAGGGAAAAUGUGAGAACUGAAGCCAGGACACUGAAAGCUGUGGCCAUUCUUAAGGAAUGCGAUAGGCUGCGAGAUGAUGCACUACCUAAUGUAGGCGUCAGACUGGAAGAUAAAGAAGCUGGCCAUCCUGCUGGAAUUAAAUUAGUCGGUAAAGAAGAGCUCUUGAGGGAGAAAGAACUGAAGAGGAAGCAAGAGGAGGCCAAACAGCUUGAAAAGGAAAGAAAAAAGGCAGAACAAGCUGCUCUUUUGGAACAAAGAAAGAUCAAGCCCUCUGAGAUGUUUCUGAAGGAAUCCGAUAAAUAUUCCCAAUUCGAUGAUAAGGGUAUUCCGACUCAUGAUAAGGAGGGGAAAGAAAUCAGCAAAGGCCAACAAAAGAAAUUGCUUAAGCUGUAUCAAGCACAAGAGAAGAAAUAUAACGAUUAUCUUAAAGAGAGUGAAAAGUAGGUUCAUUCACUUUCAGGUUGGGACAAGAAGCACGAGGAUGCUGAAAAACUAAUUCAUUUUGAAUAAAGUAAUUUCAUUUAACUUGUUAA
Cloeon dipterum is the source of this 2622-nucleotide messenger RNA. RefSeq names its product cysteine--tRNA ligase, cytoplasmic (gene CysRS). The record is from RefSeq and is a predicted model, not a curated record. The transcript is spliced from 13 exons. Bases 227 to 2533 code for a protein of 768 amino acids. Gene Ontology annotation, molecular function: cysteine-tRNA ligase activity; ATP binding. Gene Ontology annotation, cellular component: cytoplasm. Gene Ontology annotation, biological process: cysteinyl-tRNA aminoacylation. Lineage: Eukaryota; Metazoa; Arthropoda; Insecta; Ephemeroptera; Baetidae.